AGAGUUGUAAAGAUUAUCGUCAUUUCACCAUAACGAUUCCGAUGAAAACGAGAGCGUAUCAAAACAAAUCCCGCGGUUAGUAGCAGUUUGUUUAUUUAAUUCCAUACAUAUCGUGGGCUACAUUGCUAAUUAGUUAUUUCAUUAAAAUCAUUCAAGUUUGUAGUGCUAUACAGUGCAGUUGCUAAAAAAUAAAAAAUCACUUUGUUUUUCAACACGAUUUAAAACGAGAUUAAAAUUUUAUUAACCUUACGGCAAUUCUUGGUUUGACCUUUAAGGAACAAAAUUAUCAAACUCGACGGUUUAACAUCGUCUUUUGGAAGCAGAUAAUGAGGCAUUUCUCUUAUUUUUGUAUUGGUGUAUUCCUAUGCAUUGUAAGGCUUACGAAAACACAUUAUACUCAACAAUGGGCUGUGCAUAUCGAAGGUGGAUCCGACGUAGCUGACGCGGUAGCUAGAGAUCACGGUUUCGUUAAUCAUGGAUUGAUAUUCAAAGAUCAUUAUCAUUUUUCCCAUAAUGGCGUAGCUAAGAGGUCGUUAAAUCCUAGUGUAGAAACAAAAAUUAAACUUGCAGUAGAUACUAGAGUUAGUUGGGCUCAACAACAAACAGCUAAAAGGAGAGUUAAAAGAGACUUUAAAGUUCAAGACAGUGAUCCAAAAUGGCCGUUCAUGUGGUAUCUGAAUCGAGGAGGAGGUUUAGAUAUGAAUGUAAUACCAGCUUGGAUGGAAGGUAUUACGGGGAAAGGCGCCGUAGUAACUAUUUUAGAUGAUGGUUUGGAGAAGGAUCACCCGGAUCUUCUUCAGAAUUAUGACCCGAUGGCAUCUUAUGAUGUAAACGGGCAAGAUUCAGAUCCAAGUCCUCGUUACGAUAUGAUAGAUUCCAACAGGCAUGGAACUAGGUGCGCAGGCGAAGUCGCUGCGACAAGUAACAACUCUGUAUGUGCUUUGGGAGUAGCACAUGGGGCCCAAGUAGGGGGAGUGAGGAUGUUGGAUGGUGAAGUAACGGAUGCCGUUGAAGCAAGAUCUCUUAGUUUGAAUCCACAUCAUAUCGAUAUAUACAGUGCUUCUUGGGGACCUGACGAUGACGGAAAAACUGUUGACGGACCUGGAGAAUUAGCUACAAGAGCUUUUAUUGAAGGAGUUACAAAGGGACGAAAUGGGAAAGGUUCCAUCUUCAUUUGGGCUUCUGGUAAUGGUGGUAGAGAUCAUGAUAAUUGCAAUUGUGAUGGUUAUACUAACUCCAUAUACAGUUUGUCAAUUUCAAGCGUUACAGAAAACGGUCAUGUUCCUUGGUAUAGUGAAGCCUGUAGCUCAACUCUUGCUUCAACUUAUAGUAGCGGAGCUUUAGGUGAAAAGCAAGUAGUAACUACAGAUCUGAGGCAUUCUUGUACUAGCAGCCAUACCGGCACUAGCGCUUCUGCACCAUUAGCAGCUGGAAUAUGUGCUUUGGCAUUAGAAGCAAAUCCAAAUUUAACUUGGAGAGACAUGCAACAUAUUGUAGUAAGAACAGCUCGGCCUCAAAAUCUUAUCGCUACUGAUUGGAGAGUGAACGGAGUUGGCAGGCACGUGUCUCAUAGUUUCGGUUACGGUUUGAUGGAUGCUUAUGCGAUGGUACAAAUGGCUAGAAACUGGACAACAGUUCCCGAACAACAUAAAUGCGAAGUAACUUCCUCGCAGGUUCCAAAAAUGAUACCAGCUAGAAGUAUGGUGGUGCUUCAACUUCAAGUGAAUGAAUGUGCUGGUGUUGAGGUUCUCGAACACGUCCAAGCAAAAUUAACAAUUGAUUCGCAACGAAGGGGUGAUUUAAAUAUCCAUUUAACAUCACCUGCUGGUACAAAAGUUGAUUUGUUAGCUCACAGACCUCAUGAUAAUUCCAGAGCAGGAUUCAGCGAGUGGCCUUUCAUGUCAGUGCACUCUUGGGGUGAAUCACCUCUCGGUUCCUGGCAACUCGAGAUACAUAAUGAUGGAAGGAUGCUGGGUAAAGUCCAUUAUUGGCAGCUAACACUUUAUGGAACUGAAACUGCUCCUUUGGCUGAUAAUAUUCCAUCAAAGGAAGGCUCAAACACAAUCCCCGAUAAGGUGAACGAAGAGGUACUUUUUAAUACAAUUUAUGAUUCUGCGUCCAACUGGGAAAGUGGAGCCGAGAACCGAAAGGAUGUUUUAGAAGUCGAAGAAAAAGAAACGUCCGGUUGUUCCAAAUCAAAAGGAAAUUUAUGUUUAGAUUGCUUUCAAAAUUUCAUUCUAUAUAAAGGAUUUUGCAUAAAACUAUGCCCAAGAAAAUUCUACAACAACCUUUUAGAGUUGGAUACUCCUGAACAAAUAAAAUCACUGUUAAAGAACCAAACUUGCUCUCCGUGCCAUUACACCUGUCUCUCCUGUAAAGGCUCUUUAGAUUCUGAUUGUACUGAAUGUUAUAACGACGCAGAAAUCGUUAUACCCUCGACGACAGAAUCUUACUGUUAUCCCGUUGGAAUAGUUUCAGAAGUACUAUCUGAAAAAUGGUAUCAUCGUGUGUUUACUAUGAUGUACGUUUUAAUUAUCCUCGCUAUCAUACCUACCUUGCUCUACCUUUGGAUAAGAAAGAGAAGAAACGAUAAUAAGAAGAAAUUAAAUUACCUAAUAGCACAAAAUAUCGAAAGGGAGAACAUCAAGACAACUGCAUAUAGUGAUGACAGACCUUAGGAGUGAACAUUAACACACACAUCAAAUUGAUUGUGAUAAAUUAUAUUAAAUAGAUCAUGCUCAAUAAUUAUGAAAAAUCUCAAGAUGCAACAUAUCAAAUUAUUGAAAUAAAAACACAAAUAUAGUAUUUUUAACAAAAAUUCCGUUGCAGGUCAACAAUAUUUCCCAUUAAUUUUAUACAAUUAAGAAAAUUAUUUCUCCUAACAUAAAUAAAAUAAAACAUUCCUAUGCUUUUCUGACGAUUAGACAAUGUUGCUAUGUCGUGAAGAUAUAGUAACUGUAAGUUAAUUCGCCCACGCCAAACCAAUGUUGCAAAAAGUACCCCUUCAUUAUUUUGAGCCAUAAAUAUCGAUAAAUUUUAGGUUAUGUUUGUUUUUUGGUAUUUGAGCACUUUAAACAAAAAUUUUUCAAUUAAUUGACACUUAAAUUUAAGGUGGACAAAAAAGUUGUAAUCGUCCACAGGAUAUACAAUGAUUUCAACAAGUCAUCAAUUCAAUUUACUAACAAAUGCUGUAAAGUAAAUUAUCCAUGAGUCACAUAUUAUCAAAUUAUUUUUAUGAAUUGUAAUCCAUAUAACUGAGGGCCGCAUAAUCGCGUUUCUACUGUAUUUUAUAUAAUUACCGUACUUUAAGAAAAAUAAACAUCUACCAAAUCAAAUUAUAGUGCAAAAUAAGUGUUUUUCUUUGGGCAAAUUAGCUUCUCGUCUAUGUCCAUCAAAAGUGUGUAAACGUCGAUAUAGGCAACCAUUAAGUCACCUGAAAUUAAUUCUUGCUUUUAUAAGCAAAAUUUUUCUCUGUUAGAUUUAAUUAAUGAUAAGUUUAAAAAAAAAUAAUAUGCUUGCUUCACUGAUUCACUUUGUUUUUAUUAUAUUUCAUACAAGAAGAUCUUUCUCAAUAAUAUAAUAAAGGAUAUUUGAUUUUUAUAUUGUGGUUGGUUAUUUGAUAUGUUUGUUUUACUUUAUUCUUCAAAUUAUUUUUGAAACUUUCAACUUCUGGAUAUCAUAUGAUAGAUUUUACUGCAUCUUUUUUUUAAUAUACGAGAGGUUGGUUCACUAGUUUAUUUUUUAUAUUAAUUUCAUCACUACUAUUACCAGUUUAUUUUUCAAGUGUUUGAUUGGUUGCCUAUUAGAAAUAUAGCAUCUUUUGAAUGAACUGACUAUAUCCAUAAAAAUAUUCACGACUGGCAGGGUUAGAGUGAUAAUAAAUUGAAUUCUAGUGCCUUUAUUUACAAAUAUAAACAGGAAUUUUACUGGUUUUGUAUUAUUAGUAUAGAAUUUUCUUAUUCUUAAACCUAAUAUUUUUUGAUGUUCCCUACACUGAAUUGAAUAUAAAUUUCUUGUUUAAAAAUUAUGUAUGGCAAGUUUUUUUUAAAAAACUAGUUGUUAGGUAAGAGCAGGAUCUGUGAUUUUAUGCCAAAAUAUAUUUUUAAACUACAUUUCCUUAGAAAUAAUUUUAAUUUAAAUAUGUUUUACUUCUACGGAAACUGCUCUUGAAAUUAAAUUUUAUAUAUUUAAUUUUUUUAUAUUUAACGACUGAACAACAGGGCAUGCGUUUUAAUUAUAGUUUUUUCAUUAUUAAUGUACAAUUUUUCUACCCCUACAUAUUUUACUAUCACCACAACACAUAUUUGGGCGAUUUGCAAGGAUUCAAGAGUCAAGACAUGUACAGUUACUAUAAAAAAUUCGAUACUUUAUAUUUUUGGACACAUUUUUAGAUAAAUAAUUUUUUAUAAUCAAUUCCGCACUUGUUUUUCGCUAGGUGCCAUACAUAUAAACAUAAUCAAAAUUAUGUUGGGAUACCGAACAUUUAUAUUGAUUCCAACACUGUGUAUUCUGUACUUAUUUAUAAAACUUCCACAUUCCCAAAUAAAAUUCUAUUGUACUCAAUACCUGUGCAUGGUGAUUUUCUUCUACUUUAAAAGUUGUUAUUAUAUACAGUGAUAUUCAAAAAUCUACUCUUUAUUGUGUAACAAUUAUACAUAAACAUAUUUGGGAACUGAAUAUUACGAGUUAUGACCUCCCCUACUAGUAAUGAUACUAAUCUUGUUUUUGUUUAUUCAUACUGUAAUAAUUUUUUAAAGUGAGUUCCAUUUACUUUCUUACAGUGUAGUAUCCUAUUCUGGAACUCUUGUAGUUUUUUUCAAAUGUAUCCAUGGAAACAGCCCUAUAACAAUACGUUUAAAACAUCAAUAUUAUUAGGUUUAAUUUCAUGAACCUUCGAUAUGAGACACCCCAAAGACAGAUGAUUGAGCUGGUCAUUCCAUGAAACCUCGUUCUCCAAUCCUUCUAUCAAACUAUCCCUCAUAUGAAGACAUUACUACUGCAACUUAUGGUGUGGAAUAGCACUAUCCUGUUGGAAUAUUAUUUCCAGCUUAUCGAAAGCUUAAGGUUCCAUGGUUCUCGUACAUUUUGCAUACUCUCCAGAUGAAUGUCACCAAAUAAUUUAGUAUUUAAAAAAUCAGGAACCUGUCCCAACAUUGACCUUCUCAGAAAACUUAGUAUGUGAGGAUUUGAAUCACUUCCAUAUCUCACAUUCUUUGCAUUUACGUAUCCAUUUAGAUAAAAAUUACUGUCACUAAAACAAAUUGUUUUUAUUGGUUGAUUUUCGUGUCUAUAUUUUCACAAAAUUACAAUUACAACUUUAGUACUUGAAGGAGGAUGUUACUUCUGUUAGUAUACCGAUAAAAAAUUUAUUAUUUCACAAGUAUCCAUAGGCAAAGCUUCAAUUUUAAUAUCAACUGAUUACAUUGAUCAUAACAUUGCAUUUUAUAAAAUUCAAUUAUCAAAAUUACCUUAAACAGAAACAGUAUUAGUAUAAUUCAAUUCAAUAACUUUGAAAAAAAGGGGUCACCUGUUAUAAUAUUCCAUUUAAAAUUAUUAUUCUCAAUAAAAUUGUGACAAAUACAUCAUCUAUUAUCAAUAAUACUACCCUUAAUAUUCAGUUUCCAUAUUUAGUUAGUGAUAGAUAAGUGGAGGAGGUGACAUUUGAAUAACACUGUAUACAAAUUUUUAGUUGCUGCUGUACCCUGUGUAACAUCUUUGAACACCGUGCACGUUAUUUUACUUUUAUUAGACCAGUUUUUUUAUGUUUUUAGUUGGUUUUUUUCUACAUAAUAAAUCGAUGGCUACAAAAAUGUUUUUUAUAGAAAAAUUUGUUUCUAUGGUCCAUUGAGAUGGCUACAAAUGCUGAACAACAUAAAUAUAAUUAUAUUUUUUCUUAUUUUGAGCCGCAAAUUCUAUUUUGAAAAUAAAAAACGUUCUGGAAUUACUGGUCUACGUGAGUAAUGAAGGUUAUAUGUGAAAUAUUAAUAUAUUUUUAAAAUCACUUAAUCAAGUUAUAGUAAUAUUACUAGUUUUAAUUAUAGUGCCUCAAUAUUAUUGUUAUCAAAACUAUCUUAACUGUUCGCAAUAAAUAAAUUUAAAUUAAUGAAA
Diorhabda sublineata is the source of this 6108-nucleotide messenger RNA. Its product is annotated as furin-like protease 1. Gene Ontology annotation, molecular function: serine-type endopeptidase activity. Gene Ontology annotation, biological process: peptide hormone processing. Bases 327 to 2678 code for a protein of 783 amino acids. Gene Ontology annotation, cellular component: trans-Golgi network; Golgi membrane. The transcript has 11 exons. The record is from RefSeq and is a predicted model, not a curated record. Lineage: Eukaryota; Metazoa; Arthropoda; Insecta; Coleoptera; Chrysomelidae.